Messenger RNA from Fusarium graminearum PH-1, 1395 nucleotides. RefSeq names its product 3-oxoacyl-[acyl-carrier-protein] synthase. Bases 58 to 1341 code for a protein of 427 amino acids. Gene Ontology annotation, molecular function: 3-oxoacyl-[acyl-carrier-protein] synthase activity. NCBI's taxonomy places the organism in Eukaryota, Fungi, Ascomycota, Sordariomycetes, Hypocreales, Nectriaceae. The transcript has 3 exons. Gene Ontology annotation, biological process: fatty acid biosynthetic process. The record is from RefSeq and is a predicted model, not a curated record.
CAACUAAAUAAAUCCUCUUCUCUUCCCUUCUCUUCUCCUCGGUAUGAGACCAUCAUAAUGCGCCGGGUAGUAGUGACUGGCCUCGGAGCCAUCACGCCCUUGGGUGUAGGCGUGAAACGAACCUGGACCCGUCUUCUCAGUGGCGAAUGCGGAAUCGUCAGUGUCGCAGAUCUUGAGCCUCAAACGCGAUGGAAAGAGUUGACAAGCACAGUCUCUGGGUUAGUGCCCAGCGGUGACGGUGAAGGACAAUGGAGGGCAUCAGACUGGCUCAGCGCAAAUGAGCAAAGGCGAAUGUCCAAGUUUACACAAUAUGCCAUUGCUGCUAGCGACAUGGCUCUCAAAGAUGCAGGGUGGGAGCCAAAGAGCGAAGAACAACUGGAAGCUACUGGUGUUUGUCUAGGGAGUGGUAUUGGAAAUCUGGAUGAGAUUUAUGACACCAGCUUAGUACACCAUAAAGAUGGCUACAAAAAGGUAUCACCACUAUUCGUACCCAAAAUUUUGAUCAAUAUGGCGGCUGGUCACAUAGCCAUGAAAUAUGGUUUCCAAGGCCCCAACCAUGCAGCAACUACAGCUUGCACAACCGGUGCGCAUUCAAUUGGAGAUGCAUCACGCUUCAUCAGCAUGGGAGACGCCGAUAUCAUGGUUGCAGGAGGCUCAGAAUCGUGCAUUCAUCCCUUGACAUUUGCAGGCUUCGGCAGAGCAAGAUCCUUAUCGACAGCAUACAACAACAAUCCCACAGCGAGCUGCCGCCCAUUUGAUGCCGACCGCAACGGUUUCGUGGUUUCUGAGGGUGCUGCGGUUCUGAUUCUCGAAGAGCUGGAGCACGCCAAAGCACGAGGAGCUCGCAUCUAUGCUGAAAUUAAAGGCUAUGGCUGCAGCGGCGAUGCCCAUCAUAUGACAGCACCACGAGAAGACGGUCGCGGCGCAUUUCUUGCUAUGAAGAAAGCUUUAAAGAAUGCUGGAGUUAAGCCUUCACAAGUUGAUUAUAUCAACGCACACGCGACAGCGACAAACGUUGGAGAUGUGGCAGAGACUUCGGCUAUUAGGCGACUCAUGUUAGGUGAAGAGGGACAUGAAAAAGAAUCAGACAUUACAGUCAGCAGUACCAAAGGUGCAGUUGGACAUUUGUUAGGUGCUGCUGGAGCCAUUGAGGCCUUGUUCUCUGUCCUAGCCAUUCACCAGAGAGUUGUACCUGCGACUUUGAAUUUACAGAAGCCAGAUGUUGGUGCUGCCUUUAACUUUGUACCGAAUGCGGCACAGGAAAGAAACGUUGGCGUAGCUGUAUCCAACAGCUUUGGAUUUGGUGGUACGAAUAGCUCAUUGGUAUUCUCCAAGUACUGACGAGUUUGAUAUUCAACUACAAAUUAGCUGUACUUUUGUACCAAUUAAAAAAAA